This is a messenger RNA of Cajanus cajan (pigeon pea), 2476 nucleotides long. RefSeq names its product RNA-binding KH domain-containing protein (gene RCF3). The record is from RefSeq and is a predicted model, not a curated record. Lineage: Eukaryota; Viridiplantae; Streptophyta; Magnoliopsida; Fabales; Fabaceae. Gene Ontology annotation, molecular function: RNA binding.
AGCAGUAACUCACUUGGUUCACGUUGCUGCUCAAGUUUGCAAAGGAAAGAUACUCCGAACUUGUUUCUAGGGUUUCCAAUGGCGAUUGCAGAAACAAGUCAACAAAAAUUCUAUAAUCCCAAUCCCAAUCCUAAUCCCUUCAAAACAAUGCAAACUGGAUUCUGUUGAUUCACGCUGCUGCGGAUAAGCGCAGCCAGAACAAAUUUUAAUUUCAUUUUUUCGCUUUCGAACUCCAUGGAAAGGUCUAGAUCUAAGAGAAACUACUACUAUGACCAAGACUAUGAUUCCGAGACCGUCGCCAGGACCAGGCCGCGCUAUAACCACCACUACAGCGCCGCCAGCCACCGCCACCGCGGCGGCGCCGCCCGCCACGCCAAGACGCAGGACUCGCCGCUGACGGUGACCACCAGCUACCGCAUUCUCUGCCACGACAUGAAGGCCGGCGGCGUCAUUGGCAAGUCCGGCAGCAUUAUAAAGUCCAUUCGCCAGCACACCGGCGCGUGGAUCAACGUGCACGAGCUCAUGCCCGGAGACGAGGAGCGGAUCAUCGAGAUUUCGGACACGCGCCGCCGCGACCCCGAUGGGAGAAUGCCGUCCUUCUCGCCGGCGCAGGAGGCGCUGCUGCUGAUCCACGACCGGAUUCUCGAGAGCGACGCCGCCUUUGGGGUGCCGGAGGAGGAGGAGGACUACGGCGGAAGGGGUGGCGGCGGCGGCGGCGGUGGGAGCGGCCGCGUGGCCACGAGGCUGGUGGUGUCGAGAAUGCACGUGGGGUGUUUGUUGGGGAAAGGAGGGAAGAUUAUUGAACAAAUGAGGAUGGAAACCAAGACGCAAAUUAGGAUACUCCCUAGAGAUCACAACCUUCCUCGUUGUGUUUCCAUGUCUGAAGAGAUUGUUCAGGUUGUAGGUGAUGUAAAUGCUGUAAAGAAUGCUCUACUAAUUAUAUCAUCACGGUUGAGGGAGAGCCAGCACCGUGACCGUGGUCAUUUUCAUGGACGUGUACAUUCGCCGGAGCGUUUAUUUUCUCCUGAGGAUGAUUAUAUCCCUCACGUGACUAGUGGAUCUCGUAGAUCCUCUGUGGAUGGGGCCUCUUUUGGGUCUCGGGCAUCUACAGCAAAUUCCAGAAACAAUAACCACCCCUCAUUAAGUUAUGCAAUGGAGCCUGGGGCUGCUCCUGUUGCUGAUGAUGCACAGGGCUUCUAUGGGGAGGAACUUGUUUUCCGUGUACUUUGUCCAGUUGAGAAAGUUGAUCGUAUUAUUGGGGAAACAGAUGGAAUUGUAGAGUUCCUUCAGAAUGAAGUUGGGGUAGAUGUUAAGGUCACUGAACCUGUUGGUGGUUCGGAUGAACAGAUAAUUAUUGUUACUUCGGAGGAGGGUCCUGAUGAUGAGCUGUUCCCAGCUCAGGAAGCUUUGUUACAUAUACAAACUCGCAUUGCCGAUCUUGUUCUGGAUAAGGACAAUACUAUAACCACCAGGCUUGUUAUCCCAUCUAGUGAGAUUGAAUGCUUAGAUGGAAAAGAUGCUUCACUUUUGGAAAUAAGGAGGUUGACUGGUGCUAAUAUUCAAAUUUUACCUAGAGAUGAUCUACCUCUCUGUCUUGCAAAAACUGAUGAACUGGUACAGAUUGUGGGAGAGAUUAAAGCAGCCCGAGAUGCUGUUGUUGAGGUAACAUCAAGAUUAAGAAGUUACCUGUACAGGGAUUUCUUUCAAAGGGACACAGUGCCACCACCAGCUCCCUUACCUGGUGUGGAUGCAUCUUCUUCCAAUAAUGUAGUUCCAGUUACUGAAACUCCCACAACCUAUCAAAAUGUGCAAACUGUUGCAGCAGCCAUUCCGUCAAAGGAAGUUGGAGGAUCUGGCACUGAGACAGGAAAGCCAAAAGAAAGUGACCGCCGCGAUGAUGUGCUUAGUAGUUUAAAUAGGAUUGCUGUGCCUCUUGUCACGAGGAGUACACUUGAAGUUGUUAUACCAGAGUAUGCAGUACCAAAGCUUACGGCAAAAUCCAAAAAGCUUGCCCAAAUAAGUGAGUUAUCAGGAGCCAAUGUAACCCUUGUAGAGGGUAAAGAAGAUGUGUCACAGAAGACUAUUCAGAUAUCUGGUACUCCAGAGCAGGCUGAGAGAGCCCAGAGCUUGCUCCAAGGAUUUAUUUUGAGCACACAAGAAGAUGGCCCUUAAGUUACUGCCCGAGACAUUUUGUUCCUUGCACUGAUUAGUUUUCCAUAUGUUUACAAGAUUGUGGUGGCCAAUAGAAAUUUUCAUUGUGAAAGAAGCAUCUCACUGUAAAUAUUGUACUAAGAGAGAGCUUCUUUGUUAGUUUUGUUAGUAAUUUAGCAAGUGCAUGAGAGCAAUUGUUAGCUACCCUGGAUGGUGUUUUUUUCUAGUUUAUCACAUUUGUUAAUCUCUGAGUAAGAAAUCAAAAGGUUUUACUCAAGCCUGAAAAGGGGAGGGUCUUUCUCCCUCAAUCAUGCGGUUUCCAUUA